AUGGGCAGCUGGAGGCUGCUCCUGGUGUCCCAGAGGUGGGCACUGAGGAGCUCAUGGCUAUCCUCCCUUCACCUCCCGGCUUCUCUCCCCCUCUCGGCAGCCUGCGAGUGCCACGGGAUGCCCAGGCGGUGCGUGCUGGACUGGCAGCUCCUGCGGGACACGGGGCAGGGCUGGCGCUGCGUGCGGGACGCGGCGGGACCGCCCUGCGAGCGCUGCCCCGACGGCUUCUUCCGACGGCGGGACGGGACCUGCUGCCUGCCCUGCCGCUGCCACCCCCGGGGCUCCCUCAGCCCACAGUGUGACAGCCACGGCCAGUGCAGCUGCAAACCUGGUGUGAUGGGCGAGAAGUGCGACCAGUGCCAGCCAGGCUUCCACUCCCUCUCUGAGGCUGGGUGCCAGAGGAGUGGGCAGAGCCUGCAGUGCGAGUGUGACCCGGCUGGAAGCCUGGGGGGCUGCCCCUCUGGCCGCUGUGUCUGCAAGGAGGGAGUCACCGGGGAGCACUGUGAGAGGUGCAAGGGGAGUUUCUAUAACCUGGAUGCCAGGAACCCCCUGGGAUGCUCCCCCUGCUUCUGCUACGGGCACUCGGCCACGUGUGUCAGUGCAGACAACUACAGUGCCCACAACAUCACCUCCACCUUCCAGCAAGGUGCUGAGGGCUGGCGUGGUGUCCAGGGCAGCAGCUCCCCAGCCCAGCUCCAGUGGUCCCCACGGCACCAGGACGUGUUCCUCACAGCAAGGACACCCCAGCCCAUCUACUUCGUGGCACCCGCAAAAUUCCUUGGCAACCAGCAGCUGAGCUACAGCCAGAUCCUCUCCUUCGAUUACCGGCUGGACCGAGGGGGCCUCCAGCCAUCUCUGCACGACGUGGUCCUGGAAGGAGAUGGCUUGAGGGUCACUGCCCCCUUCCUGCCCCAGGGGAAGGUCCUGCCUUGUGGCGUCAGCCAGACUUACACCUUCAGGUUGGACGAGCAGCCGAGCAGCAACUGGAGCCCGAGGCUGAACCACCUGGAGUAUCGCAGGUUGUUGGGAAACCUGACGGGUCUCUGGAUCCGAGGCACCUUCGGGGAGUACAGCACUGGCUACCUGGACAACGUCACCCUGGUGCCGGCGCAGGCGGGGGCCGGAGCCCCCGCGCCCUGGGUGGAGCGGUGUGAGUGCCCAGCAGGGCACUGGGGGCAGUUCUGCCAGACAUGUGCCCCUGGCUUCCACAGAGAUGUUCCCAGCCUGGGGCCCUUCAGCGCCUGCGUUCCCUGCCAUUGCCCCGGGGGAGGAAUUUGUGAUCCCGACACGGGCGAAUGCUACUCGGGAGAUGAAGACGUGGGCGACAGUGUCACCUGCCCUUUCGGCUCCUACCGGGACCCGCGGCAGCCCCAGGUCUGCAGGGCCUGUCCCUGCAGCAAUGGCCAAGGCUGCUCGGUGGUGCCAGGCAGUGAGGAGGUCUCCUGUGACCAGUGCCCUCCUGGAGCUGCUGGAAAGGUUUUCAUUGGGACGGAUGAUGUGGAUGGAAAAAGGAUGGGUGGGAAAGUGGACCUGUACCUGCAGCAGCUGGCAGAGCUGGAGGUGCUGCUGUCAGAGGAGCAGGCUGGUGGUGGUUCUGAGAGCCAGGAGCUGGAGGGCAGGAUGCAGCUGGCUGAGGAGAUGCUGCAGACCAUCCUUGGGGAAGCCCUGGGCCUGCAAGCCUCUGACAGGUCCCUGGAAAGCCGCCUGGCCAGCAUGAAGGGGCAAGGGUCCAGGUCCCAGAGCUGCGUGGACGAGACCAAGGCCACAGUGGAGAGGCUGAGGUCUCUCAGGAGCCAGUACGAGAGGCAGGUGCAGGACACCAGGCACCUUCUGGAGAGGGCCAGGCUGGACCUGGACCGCAGCGGAGCCGCCCUGCGUCGGGUGAACAUCCCUGUUUCAAACCUUCCCGGGGGCUCCAGUCAGCUCUUGCUGCUGGCCCAGGAGGCAAUGAGACUGGCCAACAGCCAGCUGGACGCUGUGGGGGCCGCGGGGCGAGCGGCGGCGGCGGCGCGGGGGGACGGGCAGCAGGGGCUGAGGCUGCUGCAGGAGGCUGGGCAGGGGGGCCCGGGGGGCUCCCCGGCAGCUCUGCUGGCCAGGUACGAGGAGCUGAAGUCCCUGGCUGGAGGCCUGAAGGCUGAGGCAGAGGGGCUGGGCCCCCAGGCACACCAGGUUUACCAGGGGAGCCUGGAGCUGCUCAGCUCCCUGUCACGCCUCACGAAGACCGACAUUGGGUCCUUUGAGGGGGAGGUAGCCCUGCUGAAGAAGGAGGCCAGUGCUCUCCUGAGCCUGCUGGACACGUCCGUGGCCCAGCACAGGCAGCUGCAGAGCAGCACGGGGCGCUGGGAGGAGGAGAUCAAGGAGCUGCUGCGGAAAGGAGAGGGCGAGAGAGCGACUCUGACCCGGCUGCUGUCCCGAGCCAACCUGGCCAGGAGCACAGCCCUGCAAGCCCUGAGCGCCGGCAAUGCCACCUUCUCCGAGGUGGAGCAGAUCCUGAAGAGCCUUCGAGAGUUCAUGCUCCAAGCAGAUGACAAGAGAAGGGAAGCUGAAGAUGCCAUGAGGAGGCUGCCCACCAUCAGCAGCGUGGUUACCAGGGCCAGGGAGAAGACAGACCGGGCUGAAGCCACCCUGGGCAGUGCAGCUUCUGAAUCCAAGGCAGCCAGCAGUGCUGCAGAGGAAGCAAAGGACAUCACCAUGAGGAUCCAGCAGGAGAUCACAGGGCUGAGGAUGGAGGCCAACAGGACAGCUGAUGGUGUCCUUGCCCUGGAGAAGGCCGUGGCCUCCCUGCAGCGUGAGUCCAAGGGGCUGGAUGGGGAAUUUGAGAGGAAGUUCUCAGAGGUUGAGGCUGAUGCUGCUGCUUUGGAGGAGACAGCUCAGGAAGCUCAGAGGGUCCAUGCCAAGGCUGGGGAGGCAGGAGUGGCCGUGCAGGAGACACUGAGUGCCCUGGAGGAGCUGCUGCGGCUGAUGAACCAGCCUGGUGCAGUGGAUGAGGAUGGCCUGAAGCAGCUUGAGAAGAAUUUUAGCAGAGCCAAGAGCAGAAGCAAGCAGCUGAAGGAUGAGGUGUUGGAGCUGGAGCAGACAGCUGCAGUGCAGAAGGCCCGGGUGCAGACCCUGGAGAGCAGCAUUGAUGAGAUCCUGGUGGAUAUUAAGAACCUGGAGGACAUCCAGAGGAGCCUUCCUUGGGGCUGCUACAACACAAAAGCCAUCGAAUUGCCAUGA
Molecule: messenger RNA, 3216 nt
Organism: Chaetura pelagica (chimney swift)
Lineage: Eukaryota; Metazoa; Chordata; Aves; Apodiformes; Apodidae
Product: laminin subunit gamma-2-like
Exons: 22
Coding region: 1-3216 (1071 amino acids)
Molecular function (GO): extracellular matrix structural constituent
Source: RefSeq, a predicted model, not a curated record